Betta splendens (Siamese fighting fish) is the source of this 1191-nucleotide messenger RNA. It is a transcript of the gene glod4, whose product is annotated as glyoxalase domain containing 4. The transcript is spliced from 9 exons. The record is from RefSeq and is a predicted model, not a curated record. Bases 69 to 962 code for a protein of 297 amino acids. Lineage: Eukaryota; Metazoa; Chordata; Actinopteri; Anabantiformes; Osphronemidae.
GAUCAUCCAGGAAGCUUAAUCGCACCCUGUUUGCUGAUUUGCUUUGCACAUCAGAUCUGUCAGGAAAUAUGGCUUUGAGACGGGCGCUUCAUUUUGUUUUCAAAGUUGGCGACAGGGCGAAAACUGCCACGUUUUACCGAGAUGUUCUUGGUAUGAAGGUUUUACGCCAUGAAGAGUUUGAGGAAGGCUGCAAGGCAACCUGUAAUGGUCCCUAUGACGGAAAGUGGAGUAAGACAAUGGUUGGCUACGGGCCAGAGGACGACCACUUUGUAGCCGAGCUCACAUACAAUUAUGGGGUGGGGGAAUAUGAACUUGGCAAUGACUUCUUGGGGCUCACGCUGCAGUCGAGCCAAGCUGUCAGCAACGCCAAACGUCUGGGAUGGCCUCUUACUGAGGUAGGAGACGCUCUGUAUCUGACCCAGGGUCCAGGAGGAUACCCUUUCUACCUGGUGGACAAAGAGCAGCCUCCAAGUGACCCUGUGCAAAAGGUUAGCCUGGGAGUAUCAGACCUCCAGAGAGCUACCCAUUACUGGAAUGCACUCCUGGGAAUGAAGGUGAUGGACAAGAAUGAGGAGAAGAAAUCAGUGAUAAUGGGCUUUGGAGACACACAAUGCAAACUGGAGCUUUGUGAAAUUGGACCAGUAAAUCAUGGAACAGCAUUUGGGAGAAUAGCAUUUUCAUGCCCACGAGACCAACUGCCUGACCUUGAAGGUGUGAUGAAAAAGGAAGAUCAGAAAAUCCUCACCCCACUAGUCAGCCUGGAGACUCCUGGAAAGGCUACAGUGGAGGUGGUUAUCUUAGCUGACCCGGAUGGUCAUGAGAUUUGCUUCGUGGGAAAUGAGGCAUUUACACAACUGUGCGCUAUAGACCCCAAGGGAAAUGACUUACUUGAAAAGGCUAUGGCUGAGGAUAAAAGCAAUGAGUGGUUUGCCAAACACAACAGACAAAAGGCUGCUGCAUGAGAUCAAGUGUUGGGAAACUUGUGCAGCUUUACCAUUUCAUAGGAUGACAACAUGCUGUACACCUGUAGUGUAAAUAAAUAAAUUAAUGUCAUCUCAGUCAUUCUUCACCUGAGAUUUACAGAACAACCUGCCCUUGUUUGUAUCUAUUUGCUAUGACUGCACUCUGUAAAAAGCCUAUUUACUCAGUUUAAUGGAUAGAUUUUUCAAAUAAAUCUCAGUGCAAAAAUCA